UGGAAGCCUGAUUUCUGCGCUCUCAGAUUAGAGACGUGAUGAGAUGGAGAACCUUCUUUGGGUCAUCAUUGCAGCAUCAGCUCUCUGCUCCGUCUCCUCUCUCUCUGAACGGCGCUACCAUUUCAUUUAUGAACCAAAGAGCUGGACCGAAGCUCAGAGUUACUGCAGGGAAAAUUACACCGACCUGGUUACCGUGGACAACCUGGACGUCAUGACAACCCUGAAAAACAUGGUCGACCUGAACAAACUGUCUCCCUUUACACAUGCCUGGAUCGGUUUGUACUUUGACGUGGUCCGCUGGAAAUGGUUGACAGACACAGAAUUUUACAAAAUCAACGUUCCGAACUUUGAGAACUGGGACGUUCACGAGCCAAACACUGUGUGGUACAUAGCAGCAUGUGGAGGGAUGUACCCCUCUGGAAGGUGGCACGAUACCGACUGCGAAUUUGGCUAUAGACCAGUCUGUUCCAAUGUGACUGGUCAGAAUGUUGAAUUUAUCUUCAUCAACACUCUGAUGACCUGGAUGGACGCUCGGAGCUACUGCAGGAAACACUUUACAGAGCUGGCCAUUCCCAGAAACACGUCUGAGAACGAAAGGAUACGGGCAGUGAUACCAGCAGGUCAAUUCAGCUGGACAGGUCUUUACAGAGAGAGCUGGAAGUGGUCGGAUGGAACCAUGUAUGUGUUUCGACCCUGGAUAUCAGGCCAACCAAGUGGCGGAUCAGAGAAAUGCACAUCUACAUUCUUUGAUCACACUGGUCACUGGGGGGACCGGCUAUGUGAUGAUAAGAAACCAUUUAUCUGUCAACAUGACCCGGUGCCGUUCACAAAGCAAGUGGUGAAAGUGAAGCUGGUGGGAAACUCUGCUGUGGAUCUGAAUGAUCCUGCUGUCCUGGAGAAGCUGCAGGAAAAGCUCCAGCAGAAGCUGCAGGAGAUGAACUCGGCUGCAGAAGUCAAACUGAGCUGGAAGAAACAUCUAGAUGGAACGACCUUCUACAAGGAGAAAAAGGAGGAGGAGCUAAAGUGACAUGAUGAUGAUGAUGAUGAUGAUGAUGAUGAGGAGGAGGAGGAGGCUGCUGUUUCAGAUAUCAUUAGAUACUUUAAAAUUUAGCACAACUGAAAUAUAAAAUAUUAACUAAACAGCUGAAGGAUGUCUGUGAAGAAUCAGAUUAAUAUUUUUAUUUGUAGUUGUUUUAGUCUCUAAAGGACUUUAAUUAAAUGUUUAACACACCGUUGGGAAAAACAGUGAUGUCAAAAGUCCAUAAGUGAAGAUGAAGUCCCCUUAUGAAGCUGUAGGUAGAUUAUCCACUCUCUCUAUGUUGUGCUUUACAUGGUGUGUGGCUGAGGUGGCAGCAUCUUACGUUCAUUUUCUAUCCAUUCAUAUCGGCCUCUUGCUUUCAUUACAUAGCAACUCACAAUAACAACCAGUUUGUCCUGGCCUGUCUUUGGACCCCCCUGUAUCUAUUGCGGCCCCUCCUCAAUGGUGAGGCUCCUUACCCUACUUCUAAGGCAGGCACAUCCAAAAUCGGUUCUGUUUUUAAUGUUUCUCAGCUUCAGCACAGCUGAUUCAGGUGGCUGUCGUUAAGCAAAAGCCUGUUAAUCGGUUAUUAAUGGAAAUCAGGUGUGCCAGCGCAGG
This is a messenger RNA of Cyprinodon tularosa, 1636 nucleotides long. Its product is annotated as secretory phospholipase A2 receptor-like. Lineage: Eukaryota; Metazoa; Chordata; Actinopteri; Cyprinodontiformes; Cyprinodontidae. The record is from RefSeq and is a predicted model, not a curated record. Bases 44 to 1027 code for a protein of 327 amino acids. The transcript is spliced from 6 exons.